This is a messenger RNA of Cetraspora pellucida, 1758 nucleotides long. The record is from the annotation of a GenBank genome assembly. Lineage: Eukaryota; Fungi; Glomeromycota; Glomeromycetes; Diversisporales; Gigasporaceae.
AUGGAGCAAUAUAAUUAUACACAAAGUACUCAAGAACAAAAUUAUAGUGAUUAUGACGAUAGUUCCACGUCUAUUGAUGUAGAACAUGAACAUCCUAAACGUCAUGUUAAUAUAAAAAAUUUAGUGUUAGAAUUGCCUAUGCCUUCAGAUUUACUUGGAAACAUCUCUAGAAAUGAUUUAAAAGAAUUUACACAUGCGCGGUAUAUCGCAUGUACAAGUGAACCUGAAAAUUUUGAGGAAAAUGGAUUUACUCUUCGCCAAAUAGAAACAAAUCCUCCAAGACAAACAGAAUUAUUUAUUAUGAUACCCAUGUGUAAUGAAGAUAAAGUUCUGUUAUCCCGCACUUUUCAUGGAGUCGUGAAAAAUAUUACUCAUCUUUGCGCUCGUAAAAGAUCUAAAUUUUGGGUAUACGCGGAUAAAGACGGGUGGAAGAAAGUUGUUGUAUGCAUAGUUGCUGAUGGUCGUGAAAAUAUUGAGAAAAGCUCUUUAGCUUACUUAGCAGCUCUCUGUGUCUAUCAAGACGGUGUUGUAGUAGGAAAAGUAAAGGACGACACUGUAAAUGCACAUAUAUUUGAGUAUACAACACAGAUUUCAAUCGAUCAUUCUAUGAAUAUUAAAACAGGAAAAGACACUGAAGUUGUUCCAAUCCAGAUACUCUUUUGUAUUAAAGAGAAGGAAACUAAAAAAAUCAAUUCUUAUCGAUGGUUUUUUAAUGCCUUUUGUCCAGUUCUUAGACCUAAUAUAUGUAUACUUAUUGAUGUUGGCACUGAACCAGACCCAAAUAUUGCAGGCGCUUGUGGCGAAAUAGUUGUAGAAAAAGGUAAAGGUUAUAUUAAACUAUUGAAUCCAAUCGUGGCCGCCCAAAAUUUUGAAUAUAAAAUGACCAACAUUCUGGAUAAGCCAUUUGAAUCUGUGUUUGGAUAUAUUACUACUUUACCUGAGGCUUUUUCUGCAUAUCGGUAUAUUGCUCUACAGAAUACUAUUAAUGAUAAGGGGGAGAUCGAAGGUCCUCUGGCAUCUUAUUUUAAAGGUGAAAUUAGCAAUGUAAAAAAGGGGAGAAACAUUUUCUCUGCUAAUAUGUAUCUUACUAGAGAUCGUAUUCUUUGUUUGGAGUUGGUUACUAAACGCGGAUGUUCUUGGUUAUUACAUUACGUUAAAUCAUCCAAGGCUGAAAUCAAUGUACCUGAAGAUAUUUCUGGGCUAAUUAACCAGCGAAUACGUUGGUUAAACGGUUCAUUUUUCGCUAGCUUUUAUGCCAUUGUACAUUUUUAUUAUAUUUGGAGAAGUAAUCACUCUUUUGGUCGUAAGCUAUUUUUGCUUAUUGAAAUGCUAUUUCAAGCAUAUAAACUUGUUUUCUCAUGUUGGAGAAAACAAGGUGAUAUUGAGGAUGAAGAAAAGAAAUUAGAGAAAACUGUCAAUCAUGGAACUACUCACGAUGUAAACUCUGUAUAUAGAGAUGCCAUUCGAGCAAUAAGACAGCAAUCUUAUAGAGAAAGAUCUAUAACGCAAGAUAAAUACGAAAGUCCUCGAAGAGAUUUUCAAUCGAUAAUGAUUAUGUUUUUUUGGUUAUUUAGCAAUUCUGCAUUGGUAGCUCUUAUCAUAAUUUUUGGUGACAAAUUAGCAAAGGAUAUUUAUAUAGCAGUUAUCCUUUGGUCUUUUACUGGAUUAGUUGCCUUCAAAAUUCUUGGUACAUUAAAAUAUUUAAUACUUAGAUUAUUUAAAGACUCAAUAGUACGCAGUUGUAAACAACGAUUGUAA